This is a messenger RNA of Postia placenta MAD-698-R-SB12, 1689 nucleotides long. RefSeq lists its product as hypothetical. The transcript is spliced from 11 exons. The coding region runs from base 1 to 1689 and encodes 562 amino acids. Gene Ontology annotation, molecular function: FAD binding. NCBI's taxonomy places the organism in Eukaryota, Fungi, Basidiomycota, Agaricomycetes, Polyporales, Adustoporiaceae. The record is from RefSeq and is a predicted model, not a curated record.
AUGUCCGCCACACAACCUCUCCCUGUUUUAAUAAUCGGAGCUGGCCCUUCUGGCCUUGUCUUAGCUCUAUCUCUAGUCCAGCAUGGCAUCCAGGUUCGCAUAAUCGACAGGGAUCAACAAUUCCACAUUGGACAACGCGGCGCUGGUAUACAGCCCAGGACUUUGGAGGCGUACAAUCUCUUGGGCGUCUUGCCUGAUAUCGUCUCCAGAGGUAUGGACCUACUUCCGCUGCGGUUCUACAAACUUCCUGGAGGUGUUGAACCGUCCAAAACGUUCAACUUGUUCCCCCUGGAGGAACCCACGUCAAGCACUCCAUAUAUUAACACACGAGUGCUUGGGCAAGCAAAGGCGGAGAAAGUAUUGCGUGAACAUUUGGCUACGUAUGGAUGUCAUGUUGAGCGUGGCACAGAGCUGUCCAGCUUCGAACAGGAUGUCGACCAUGUGGUGUCCCAUCUCGUCAAGCGCGAUGGUGAUGAAGAAGUCGCUGAGACCGUAAUCUGCCGCUGGCUUGUCGGGACCGAUGGGGCGAAAGGCAUCGUACGGAAGCACCUCGGUCUCACAUUUCUCGGGGAAGCGCUUGCGGGGCAGAUUGUCUUUGGCGAGAUCGUCGUCAAGAACUUGACCCGUGACUACUGGCAUUGUUGGGGCGAAUUCGGCUCUAAGACGGCCAUAUUGCGCCCCACGGAAGAUGAUGAGAUCUACAACUUCAUCGUUUCGGGAAACAUCGACUUACAGAAGAUCUACGAGGAUUACGACACCCUGGUUCAGACAUUGAAGGAAAUAUCGGACAGGCAGGAUCUUAUCUUCGGCGAGAUCAAGUUCAAAUCCAAUUACAGUCCAAAUGUUCGCAUGGUGCAUAAAUUCUCAGAAGGCCGAGUCUUUGUUGCAGGAGAUGCUGCACACGUGCACAGCCCCACCGGUGGCCAGGGUAUGAACUCCAGUGUGCAGGAUGCCCUCAACCUUGGUUGGAAGCUCGCCCUUGUCGAGCUGGGCUUUGCUUCCGAGUCCAUCCUUUCUACGUAUACAGAGGAACGCCUCCCCGUCAUCUCACACAUGCUUAAAGAAACGACGACGUUACUUCACGCUACGAUAAAUGAAAAGGCGGAUGGCGGCGAUAUAUCUCAAGGAUGGGCGCGGCCUCGUGAUUUGAAGAUGCUCGGUGUCAACUACCGCUGGAGCUCUAUCGUGCUCGAUGAGCGUCACCUCCAACAGACGUCCGGGAAGGAGAAGCCGCUUAUAGACGCAUAUGGAACGAAUACGAGUGAUGGGCUGCAUGCCGGCGACAGAGCCCCGGAUGCCCCAGGUCUCGCCGUAGUCGAGACGGGCAACAUCGGAUCCGAGACGACGUCGUUGUUUCGCAUUUUCAGCUCCACACGCCACACUGUCCUCGUUCUCUCCUCAAACGGCGAUGAAAUUGCAGCCGUACUCGGAUUGGCGAAGAAACUCCCCCCUCGCUUUGUCCGCACGGUUGUCGUUCUCCCACAGGACUCAGCUCCUUUGCCAGCGGCAUCUGGUGCGGAUGUUGUCUGCAUCGACCAAGACGGGCAUGGGCAUACGGGGUACAGCGCCGGGACGGAAGGGGCGACUGUAGCUGUUGUGCGGCCAGAUGGCGUCGUUGGCGCUCUUCUCGGCGGAGCGACAGGUGUGGAAGCCUACUUUCGGAACGUGUUCUUGAAUGUGAAGGCUUGA